Nicrophorus vespilloides is the source of this 906-nucleotide messenger RNA. RefSeq names its product polyadenylate-binding protein-interacting protein 9-like. The transcript has a single exon. Bases 1 to 906 code for a protein of 301 amino acids. The record is from RefSeq and is a predicted model, not a curated record. Gene Ontology annotation, molecular function: RNA binding. Lineage: Eukaryota; Metazoa; Arthropoda; Insecta; Coleoptera; Silphidae.
AUGGAUUUGAAUACCGAAAAUAUUAGUAAUCUCAUCUCGGAGAUGGAGGAUGAACAAGUUGACAAGGAUAUUGAGCCAUUGAGUAAUAGCGAUAAGUUGUUGAUUGCCAAAGCAAAAGCGUUUAACAGCAGCAUCUUCGUAGGUAACUUGGAUCAUAGUGUUACGAAACAGGAGUUGAAUGAGCUCUUCUGCAGGUGCGGUUGCAUCAAGAAAAUUAAGAUACCUAAGGUCAAUGGAUUGCCGAAAGGUCAUGCCUUUAUCGAGUUUUUAGUUGAGCAUUCCAUAUACGAAGCAACUACCCUGGAUGGCACUUAUCUUGGUGAUAAACCAAUCGAGGUUAGUCCGAGGAAUAUGGAUAGACAUGGUAGUAAGAUCCACGAAACAGCCAUGGAAGUGCAAAUUAUUGACGAGAACUGUAAACCAUCCACGUCGAUGAGUAUAGACGACAAAGAAGAGACGCGUAACAAUUGCAUCUACGUGAGUAACUUAGAUCCAAAAGUUACAAAGAUCGAUUUGGGAGAGCACUUCUUCAAGUGCGGCUUCAUCGAGAACAUCAGUAUUCCUGUUUGUGAGACCACCGGCUUGCCCGAAGGUCACGCUUACAUCAAUUUUUACGAAGAGAAUUCCGUGUUCACUGCAACCUGCAUGGAUGGUACUUAUCUCUACGAUAAGCCGAUCCAGGUGCAUUCGAAUACACCUGCAAACACGUCCAACGACCACUAUACCAACGAUUUUGGACCAUUCCCAGAAGUAGAGGAUUCUAACCAAGAAGAUGAGCAAGAAAAGGAAAGUGAGGAUUCUAGUAGCAUCGACGCAGAAAUGACCGAGGAGGAAUUGGCCGAAUGGCAACGGAGUGAAGCUGUGAUGAGAGUCCGCCGAUGGAGAAUCACCAGCAAACCAUACUAG